Molecule: messenger RNA, 3020 nt
Organism: Chinchilla lanigera (long-tailed chinchilla)
Lineage: Eukaryota; Metazoa; Chordata; Mammalia; Rodentia; Chinchillidae
Gene: Plekho2
Product: pleckstrin homology domain containing, family O member 2
Exons: 7
Coding region: 75-1580 (501 amino acids)
Biological process (GO): macrophage apoptotic process
Source: RefSeq, a predicted model, not a curated record
GGAUGGAGCCCGCGGAGCCCGCGCGGCGCGGGCAGUGAGUGGCGCGGCGGCCGGACCUCGGCGCACCAAGUGCCAUGGAGGAGGAGGGCGUAAAAGAGGGUAGCGAGAAGCCUCAGGGAGCGCGAAGAGCGGACAAGUCUGGCUGGCUCAAGAAGAGCAGCGGCGGCCUCCUAGGCCACUGGAAAGAUCGAUACCUGCUCCUCCACCAUGCACAGUUGCUGGUCUAUGAGAAUGAGGACGAGCAGAAGUGCGUGGAGACGGUGGAACUGGGCAGCUAUGAGAAGUGCCAGGACCUCCGCGCCCUCCUCAAGCGGAAGCACCGCUUCAUCCUGCUGCGCUCCCCAGGGAACAAGGUCAAUGACAUCAAAUUCCAGGCACCCAGCGGGGAGGAGAAGGAGUCCUGGAUCAAAGCCCUCAAUGAAGGGAUCAACCGAGGCAAGAACAAGGCCUUUGAUGAGGUGAAGGUGGACAAGACCUGCGCCCUGGAGCACAUAACUCGGGACCGGGUGCGCGGGGGCCAGCGGCGGCGCCCACCUACCAGGAUCCACCUGAAGGAGGUCGCCAGCGCAGCUUCCGACGGGCUUUUACGCCUGGACCUCGAUGUGCCGGACAGUGGCCCACCGGUGUUCGCACCCAGCAACGCCGACAGCGUGGCCCAGCCCCAGCCCCAGCCCCGGGAGGCACUCUUGCCGCCUACCAAGCCUUCCCCGGCGCCUGAGACCACCGGCCUUAGUGACAGCGUGGCACCCCCUGCAGGGGAGAGGGCCCCAACUCCCAUCUCAGCAAGCGCCGAGGCCCAGCCCGAGAGCCCCUCAGACUCUGAGAAGCCAACGGAGGACAGUGCAUCCACGGAGCCCCCCAACAGAACCUUGCUUGACAAAAUGGUGAGCUGGGAGAGCCCCAGCCCUGAAGAUCCCCCCUCUGCUCCCCAGAGCGUGGAACUGAGCCCUGGGCCCUGUUUGAAGACUUCAGAGGCCCCCCGCCGGGAGGGUCGGAGGCCCCCCACGCCCCCACCCAAGAUCUUAUCAGAGAAAAUGAAGGCCUGCUUGAGCAGGGCGGAGGCUUCUGGGCCGGCCCACAGUCUGGGGACCCCUGAGCCCUCAGCCCCCAGCCCUACGCAGGUCUCGGUGAAUGGUGUGGAUGAUAGGCCUGAGCCUGCCAAGCGCUGCCCGGAUGCGGGCACCGCAGGAACCGCCCCAGAGGAGGCGGCAGUGUCCCCCGCUCAGCCCCCCCAGGACCUGUCCCCUCAGCUCCACUCCCGCUGCUCCUCCCUGGGGGACCUGCUCAGAGAUGGCCCACAGCGUCCUCAGCUGCCCGGGGAUCGGCUGUACCGAGCCCAGCUGGAGGUGCAGGUGGCCUCCGAGCAGACAGAGAGGCUGCUGGGCGAGGUGCUGGGCAACCAGCCGCCCCCUGCGAACACCGAGACCUUGCUGAGCCAGGCUGUGGAACAGCUGAGGCAGGCCACGCAGGUUCUGCAGGAAAUGAGGGAUUCGGACUCCAGAGAGCCUGGCCAGGAGGCCCCCGGCCUCAGGAAGAAGCAGAAGGAGCUGGUGACGCUGUACCGGAGAAGCAUGCCCUAGGCGGCGAGGCCCGGCGCUGCCGAGCAGCGAGCAGCGCACUCCACAGCCGCGGCUCUAGCAGGGUGUUGUGUGUGUCAGGGUUUGGCCAGGACCAGAACAGACCCGCGGUGUCCCUGCCAGCCUGCCCUGCUCCGUGCCAGGUACACCCAGGGUCACUGUGUGGCGCUCUGCUCUGGCCUCACCUGGGGCUCUGGGCCGCUCAGAGCACACGCUCAGCCCGUGUGCGUCCUCGGAGUUGAUCCGCACCACCCCAGGGCUCUGGCACCGUUUGGGGGCGCCCUGCGUACGGCACUGUCUCUGCUCCCCGCUCCAAGUAGUUUACGUUCCUGGCUUCGGACGAGAGCACAGCUGAGCCCGUGCACCCCGGCUGACCCCUCCCACCUCCUCCUGCAGCUGCGGCCCGCUGCGCCUCUCGAGCAGGUGGGAAGCCUCUGGGUGAGGAAGCCGCCGGCUGCUGCGCGCCCCUGCUGCAGCCUGCUUCCUUUCCUGAGGUCCCACCAUCUUGGGGCUGUGAUUGCAGGCCUGGGUCUGGGGGAUCUGGGGAGAAGAGGAACCCAGGGGUCUCCUGGACCAGGCUGUGUCCAGCCUUGCAAACUCCCGAGGAAGUCACACCGAGUGGCCCAGUGUUACCACGCGCACAGCUGUGUGUGAGAAUCCCCAGUUCAGGCUUCAGGACGCCCUGCCCCGUGCUUGCCUGGUGAGAUCCAGCUGGAUGGAUCUCUUGGUUCCUCCUUGGCCCGGACAGCUCUAGUGUCCCUGUCAUUUCCUCACCGCUGCCCCGAGGCCACCCCAGGCCCAGGCCCCUGGUGGGCUGCCUGUCCUUACUUCCCGUGAAGAGGAGCCUCCCUGUUCCUGCUUCCUUCUCAGCACCCGCUGCCCCGUCCAGGGCCCUGGGAGCACGCGGGGCCGGGUAGAGCCUGCCGGGGGACGGGUGUGGGGUGUGUGUCGGGAGGACCGAGGUCUGUGCCCGUGCACUUUUGUUUACCAGAGGAGGGGUCACCGCAGCGUGGCCUGGCCUUUCUGCCACCAGUGGUGCCCACAGCCCUGCCAGCGCAGGCCACCCUUACUGCACUGUCACCUUGUCCGGGGUCCUGGGUGGGGCAGAGGGGAGCCACACUGCCAUGGCUCGCCAGCCCCGGUGCCCCCCGCUGCUCUGGCUGCAGUCUCCCGCCCCGUCUGUCCUCUAUGAGAGCAGGGGUGUUGUUAGGUGCCAACGGUCGCGCACCCAUACCGUCUUCUUUUAGGGAGAAUCUCCCUCCACCAGCAGCCGAGUCACCUGCACCCGGCAGUUGCAGGCUCGGUGUCCCCUGUCCGGUGGUGGCUGGUGGGGAUGGGAGGGGUGUGUGGGGCUCCUAUGCCUCCUUGGGGAGGAGGCGUUCAGUGUCUUUUGCUUAUGAAAAGCCUUUCUUGAAGUUUGGCAAUAAACUCCUUUUUAAAGAA